Molecule: messenger RNA, 258 nt
Organism: Dibothriocephalus latus
Lineage: Eukaryota; Metazoa; Platyhelminthes; Cestoda; Diphyllobothriidea; Diphyllobothriidae
Source: the annotation of a GenBank genome assembly
AUGAGUAAUCAGUCAGCUGCCGCCAAUCAGAAGAGGCGGAAGUAUCGAAGCGGCGAUUGGGUCGAUAUUGUGGGAAUGGCCGAUAACACGCGGAAUCUCGUACUCGGUUUCUUCCGUGGUUCGUGGGAUGAAACCCAACCGGAGUCUCCCCCUACACAAGCCAAAGCCACUGUCUCAAAACGCUCCAGGCCGACCUUUUUUACCGAGGGUGAAGUUGGCCUUGCGGGUGAUGAACAACAGCAGCAGCAACAGGAGAAA